AUGGCUGAAUGGAACGAUUUACUGGCUACGAUGGAUUCAGUAACCCUUUCUGAUUCUCGGGAUAGGUGGGAAUGGGUUGGUGGUGACAAAGUCGAUUUCUCAGUGAAAGCGGUUAAGGAUUUUCUUAUAAGUGCUGAAGACUACAGCAAUCAUUUUGUUUUUAAGUGGUCUAAAUGGGCUCCUAAAAAAUGUAACAUUCUUGUUUGGAGAGCCGAGAUGGGGAGGAUUGCUACUAUCGAUGCUUUAGCAAAAUAUAAGGCAGAAGAAGAUAGAAAGCCUAAUGUUUCGCAUGAUGAUGGAGAAGAAAGCGGUGUGUGUGCUGGAGUUCUGGCGGGAGCGGUUAUAGUAAUGGCGGUGAAUGUUAAGUGGGGAACCGUUAAGUUGCUAUUUGUUGGAAUUGAUUUAUUUUUUUUAAAAUCAUAUCAAAAGCCCAAUGUAAAAUCAAAUGUGCAUCCUUUCUUUACAAAAACUACAAGCGAUCCUUCUCAACCUACUAUUAGAAAAGCUAUGCAAAGCAAAGAAAAGGUACACGAGGUUAACUUGGCUAUUGCUAUGUGGUUCUAUGACGCAUGUAUACCUAUAAAUGCUUGUAAUUCUCCUUAUUUUCAACUAGCAGUAGAUAAAAUAGCAUCUAUAGGAUAUGGUUACAAAGCACCUAACUAUCAUGCUUUAAGGGUCAAUCUGUUGAAAGAUGCAAAAACAUCAGUUGGGCUAAUAAUAGAUUCAUAUAGAAAUGACUGGGUUGAAAGUGGUUGCACGAUUAUGAGUGAUGGGUGGCGGGAUAUUAGGCAUCGACAUUUGAUUAAUUUCUUAGUUUAUUGUGAGAAAGGAAUUUCAUUUCUUAAAUCUGUAGACGCAUCUGAUAUUGAGAGCAAUACUGUGAAUUUGUGUAAUUUGUUUGCUGAAGUUACGGAAAUGGUUGGGGUUAAGAAUGUAGUUCAGAUAGUUACUGACAAUGCUGCUAAUUACAAGGCAGCUGGUAAAAUGUUAUGUGCAAAAUAUCCUUCAUUUACUUGGACACCUUGUGCAGCUCACUGUCUUAAUCUUCUGUUAAAGGAUGUUUCAGAGUUGGAGAAUGUUGCAAAGUUGGUUAAACUUGCAUCUAGGAUUACUGUUUUUAUUUAUAAUCAUAAGAUGCCGUUGAAUUGGUUAAGAAAAAGAGAGGGUUGGACAGAAAUCAUUCGUCCAGGUCCUACCCGGUUUGGUACGACCUUCAUUGCAUUAAAAAGUUUGGUAGAUCAUAAAAAUGACUUGCAAGCUCUUGUCAUAUCUAAUGAAUUUAAAAAGAUGUCAAAACUGGGGAAUGCAACUGAAUGUAAAGAAGUUGUGAUGAAUGAAACUUUUUGGAGCAAUUGUUUGAUUACUGUGACAGUAAUGGCUCCUUUGUUGAGGGUUUUGCGUUUGUGUGAUAUGGAUGAAAAACCUUCUUUGCCAUAUGUUUUUGAGGGGAUGAUUCAGGCAGAUAAGGGAGUUAAGGCAAUAUUUAAGGGAAAGGAAGAUUUGUAUAAGCCAUAUACAGAUAUAAUCGAUGCUCGAUGGAAAAAGAUGUUAUGUUCUAGUAUUCAUUGUGCGGCAUAUUGGUUAAAUCCAGCUUAUCAGUAUGACAAAGAAAAUCUUUAUAAAGGUAAAGAAGUUUUCAAGGGUGUUCUCGAAAUGGUUGAGAAGAAUUUUUCGGUUGAUGAGGUUAUAGAUAUUACAACGGCUUUAGGCAAGUUUCGUGAUGGCGAAGAAUGUUUUGGUAGGAGUAGUGUCGUUGCUUCUCGUAAAGCAAUUCAACCCGCCGAAUGGUGGAGAUUAUUUGGUGGAGAUUAUCCGUUAAUGCAAAACUUUGCCGUCCGAAUAUUAAGUCAAACCGCAUCUUCCUCUGGUUGUGAACGUAAUUGGAGUGUCUUUGAAAGGAUUCACACAAAAAAAAAAAAAAGAAAUCGGUUGGAACAUGAAAGACUAAAUGAUCUUGUGUUUGUUCAUUACAACUUGCGUUUACAAAAUAGACUCAAAUAUGCUAAAAGAUCCUAUGACCCAGUUGAUUGUGAAAGUAUUAGUCAUGCGGAAUUUUGGGUGGUUGAAGAAGAGCCGGCAGGAGAACUUCAUAACGAUGAUAUAGAUAACAUGUUUGGUGAGGAAGAUCAUGACCCGGUUUCUCAAACACAAGGAAACGAAAAUAGUUAUGCUCUAGUUGAUGAGGAUGGUGACCAUAGUGAAUUUCAUCUUUUAAGCGAUCGGGAACUUGAUGCAUUCAACACUCCAAUGGCUUAA
This is a messenger RNA of Helianthus annuus (common sunflower), 2256 nucleotides long. RefSeq lists its product as uncharacterized. Gene Ontology annotation, molecular function: protein dimerization activity. The coding region runs from base 1 to 2256 and encodes 751 amino acids. The record is from RefSeq and is a predicted model, not a curated record. NCBI's taxonomy places the organism in Eukaryota, Viridiplantae, Streptophyta, Magnoliopsida, Asterales, Asteraceae. The transcript has 6 exons.